CGGAACUACAAGCGCUACGGUGCAGCGCAGCCGCAGUAUGUUCGGUGGGGUCGAAAAAGAGCAUCCUGAAUGAUUCCUGAUCCCUGCGGUUGUCGACGGAAACGUUAGGAGAUAAACGUUAUCCAGGAAAGAACUGGGAUUUCAAAAUGGCAGAUCGGGUUAAUAACUUUCCUCCAUUGCCCAAGUUCGUGAGAAUAAAACCAUGCUUUUACCACAACAUUGAAGAGGAAAUCCCUGCACCCCACCAGCAGUUGGUGCGCCGAGUCUAUACGCUUUGGAUGAUGUAUUCAGGCACGCUGUGCAUGAAUGUGAUCUCAUGUAUUGCUUGGUGGGCUGGGGGUGGAAGUGUCAUCAACUUUGGCUACUCCCUACUGUGGCUCUUCCUCUUCAGCCCUUGCAGUUACACCUGCUGGUUCAGACCACUCUACAAAGCCUUCAGGGCCGAUAGUUCGUUCAACUUCAUGGCCUUCUUCUUCGUCUUCUUCCUUCAGUGUGUGUUGGCCCUCGUCCAGGCAAUCGGCUUCUCUGGCUGGGGAGUAUGCGGCUGGAUUGUGACUGUGAUGUUUUUCGGCCAAAAUGUGGGCUCAGCUAUAGUGAUGCUUAUCACGACUCUGCUCUUCACUCUGGUGACUGCUUUAAUGGCUGUGGUUCUCAUUAAGGUGCACAGACUGUACCGUGGAGGUGGCGGUAGUUUGGAGCGCGCUCAGGAAGAGUGGAGCACCGGGUUGUGGAAGAGUGCACCAGUGAGGGAAGCAGGGUUCAACGCUGUUGCUCAGACGGCCCAAGGCCCGAGCUUGCCCCAGUACCCUGCCGCAGUGCCGAGCUACCCCAACAACAGUCACUGGUGAUAGCUCAGAGUCACCUCUAGAUGGAGACAGACAGCAGGUCAUUUCUGUGGUGCACAAGGGAGCACUUCAAAGCACUAAAUCAUUUCACCCUUACAUGACAAAAUGCAUAAUGUAUUUUUAUUUUUAUUUUUUAAUGAGAGGAUAAGAUUGCUAUAAAAGUUUCAUCAAAGAGUUUUGGCACCAAAUCUCAUUAAAGCCCCACUCUCAUAAAAAGAGGGUUAUCUUCUAAAUGUACCAUUCCAUUUCAACUUUGUUUACAUGUAGUUUAUUAAAAUGACUGAGAAAGAAAUACAAUUUUAUGCUUGAAAGAAAUGUAUUUAGGAAAAUGUACAGUCUUGCAAAUAUGCAAUUGGAAACCCAAGAAGAGUGUGAACUGUUUGAGGAUAGCAGCAUAAGAAGGAUGUGUGCCUUAUGGACCUUUUUUAUGAUAGAAUUGUUUUAUGUAUUUGCCAGAUCUGCAUGCUAGAAAUCAUAGUAUGCUAAGGACCAGAUUUUUUUUCUUGAGCAACAGGAGAACGUCUGCAAACUGCACGAUUUUUAUCUGGUGGAAUUCUUGUGUAAUGUAAUACGUGUAUUCUGAGUUCAGUUUAUUUUUGAUACGUUUUGCUUCAUAUCGCCAUGCUUUCCUGCUUUGGCUGUGAUUUCUUGACUUGCGCCUUAAUAUUGCGUGCAGACUUUGCAUGUAAAAAAUAUCUUGCUUGACUUUUGCCUUAACAAGUGCUGCUUUUUUGUCAAACUGGACUUAUGCUUCAGUGAAACAAUGUGUGGCAACAUUUCACAAGUGCAUAAUCCUGAGCGCUGAUGUGCCAAAACACUUGCCUCUUUCCUUUAUUUUGGUACUGAAAACGAUCACACCCAAAGGAGAUGUUAUUUUGUACUCUGUUUCAGUAUUUAGUUUCUGAAGUUUCAAAAGCUACACUGUUUGCUUUUAGUGGUCAGCGCCCUGCCGUGAAAGCACCUUAUCAGCUGUUGCCAAUGUUACUUUCACUUUCCCUCAGAUAGACUGAAUUUUUUUGUUUAGUGACUGCAGUGUGCUUGCAUGCAGCCUAUCGUGGGAGUGGGACUGAACAGGAUUAUUUCAAACUGACCUCAUGUAACCUAAACGGACUCAACUGGCUGACUGAAACAAUAACUGCAAAUGGGUCAGCAGUCUAGUGAAAUUUUGCAUGUAAGUCACAAUCUUUUUAAAUGCAGUCUGAUAGUCCAAGUAUGAACUAAUUUACUUAAUUGUCUUUUAUUGUAAUUGUCUUUACUUUAAUUGGAACUAAUUGUCAUUCCAACAAGCCUCUUUUAAGAAUCUGAUUAAACCCAAUGAAUUGUGACUUUUAUUUUGGCUCAAUGGUCCAGUCAAACCUAUAUGAUGUGUAAGCACCGACUGGAAGUUAAAGGUGCCUGCCUCAUAGUUUUGACUAUUUUUCUUUUCUUACAAAGAAACAAAAGUGUCCUUCAUGGCCAAUUGCCAAGAUUGGUAUUUUGAUUUUUCUCUGUUAUUUGGUAAGUGACAAAAUAAAAUGGAUAUGUUAAAGCAACCUUUACAUUUUGCAACAUUUCAAUAAAUAUACUUCUUCCCACCGUG
Molecule: messenger RNA, 2424 nt
Organism: Micropterus dolomieu (smallmouth bass)
Lineage: Eukaryota; Metazoa; Chordata; Actinopteri; Centrarchiformes; Centrarchidae
Gene: scamp4
Product: secretory carrier membrane protein 4
Exons: 7
Coding region: 147-848 (233 amino acids)
Biological process (GO): protein transport
Cellular component (GO): trans-Golgi network membrane; recycling endosome membrane
Source: RefSeq, a predicted model, not a curated record